GCCACGACCAAGAGCAACGUUCGGAGCAGACGCUGGUCUCGUCGACCUUCUGGCGCUGCAAUCGCUGCCCAUGCUCAUCCGCUGAACUCGUCUUACUCACGCGCCGCAUGCUUCACUCCGCUACUUAAACUCAUCUGCCUCCAAGUCGAGCGGACGGUGGCCUGCACGUCGAGAUCCGGAUUUCUUCCUCACCUCCAUGUCAGUAAACAACGGCCCAGUGCAACAGCCAAGACCGACGUACAUCUACAACUCCCGACGCGCAGCUGCGGUCGCGCAGCUUGAUUCGUCGUCGAUAUCGUCCUCGAAUACGACGGCUUCCUCCCUCAACUUCUCAUCUUCCUCGGCUUCAUCCAUAUCUGAUCGCUCAAUGCCGACCUCAGACUCGCCAGGAGCCGCAUCUUCGCGGCCUCGCGUCCACCUGAAUGUCGCCUCCAGCGCCCAACAGCAAGCGAAGCGCAAUUCCUUCCUCGCCGCCAGCGCAAUGGGCCAGCAGUUGAGCAAGUCCUCGAACCACACCCCGCAAGUCGUACCGCAAGGGUCCUCCUCGUCCCACCUGGCAAGCCGAGGAAUUGCGCUGGGAAAUGCUGCUGCUGCAGCUGGCAACAAAGUGAAGAAGGCCUUUCACUCGAGGGCGAAGAAGUCGGCGGACAUGUCUGCGCUGCUUAGGUUCGGUCGCGACAAAGGCAAGACGAGGGAGCUAUUGGACUCUCCCAGCUCUGCGCCAUCGUCCUCGCAGGAGUUCACGAUCGUCCACGCGGAUGCCACAUGUCCCCCACCCUCAAGCGCUCCACCGACGCAGCCUUACGGUGCGGGGGUGCAACGGCGUACCAGUCGCAACGGUCGACAGUUCUCAGGGCUUGCGGCGCAAGUCUUCGGCAACAGGAGCAGAUCCAAUACUAGGACAAGGACUCCGGAACCUGACGCACCCCCGGCGGUGCCGCCGAAGCCAUCUCAUCAGCCAUCCCCCUACCACUCUUCACAUCAUGAUCUACCCCUGCCGCCCUCCGAUCCAUCUACCCCUUCCACAUCUGUCUACGAGGACGCGCAGACGUCGCUGUCCGUGGCGAGCUCCCGCCGCUCAGCAGAUUCUCACCAAGCUGGGUCGCCCCUGAGCCCCGCGAUACCCGUCAGUCCGGGGAUCGCGUCAGCGGUCAAUUUUAUGCGAUCGCAGGACGAGCUGGAAAGGCAGCCAUCCAGGGGGGUCAAGGAGGAACGCCCUUCCGAAAGACCUCAGCCAGCGGACAAGGUGGAAUCCGCGACUAAGGACGCGUGGAGGAAGAGCGAUUCGACUAUCGGCCACAGCACCAUUCGCCCCGGCGCAACCACUGCUUCACGAUCGUCGCGUCCUGUCUCCGUGGCCGACUCAUUGCAUUCCAACCACACCGUUGUCCCUGUCAACAAGCGCCGCAGUGCGCUUUUGGCUGAUGCUGACUAUGGCAUGCCGGAGGAGGACGAUUCAUUUGACAAAUCGUACGAGGAGGUCAAGCCUACACCAAGAAAGCAGGACAGCGCCCAGUCCAGCUCCAUGCGGAAGAAGAAGCGGAGAUCCAUGUCUCUGACGCUUGAUGCCAGCCAGUGGACGAAGCAUCUGGCAUCCGACGUGCCCGUUGUCGAUAAUGGACGACCAGUAUCGCGGUCACUCGACGGUGUCUAUCCCGGCCCUUUAACGCCGACGUCCUCGCAAGAUGCCCCAAUGCUCAGCAUUACCUCCGCCGAUGGCUACAUCUCCCCGUCGAAUAGUGGUUCGCAAUCUACUGGCCACAACAUUCGAGGCCGCCUGGCGGCUUGGACUGCUACCACCUAUGGAAACGUAUCAGGCAAGCCACGCCCUGAGUCCCCUGCGUCCAACCGGCUCACGCCGCGGUCCGCUGCGUCUGCUUCCUCCACGUCUGUCAACGAGGUGCGCGGACACGGUCAUCGUCACGGCAGCAUCACGGGCUUUGGUCCCGCUGCAGGGUUGGCAAAGCGCGCGGCUGAGAGGAUCGGCAAGGCCUGGGGCGGCUUCGGUUCCAGCAAUCAACCAGGCUACACGUCCAGUACCCCACCUUCCUCAUACUCGAGCGACAACGUCCUCUUUCGCACCCACUCCGGUCAAUCGUCGAGUGGCUCUGCCAGGAAACGUGGUCUACAGAAGCCGUCUGGCUCGUGGAGCACGGGAUCGAGUGGUGGGGGCUCAGACAACGAUUUCUCGUCUGGAUCUUCGGGUCCUUCGCUCGGACGUCGCGUCAGAGGCCCGCUGCGUACCAAGAGUGGUCAUGGCUUCGUCGCCGCGGGCAUUGUGUUCGGUCGUGAUUUGUCGACAGUCGUGAAGGAUACCGCCAUUGGCGCUGACUCCUUCGGCCGCGACUCUAGCGAGUUCGCGAGGCAAAAGCCUUCCCGCAAGGGUAGCGUGAAGCGGAACGACCUGCAGGCAUUGGAGUGGAGACAUAUUCCUGCCCUUGUGGCGCGAUGUGCGCAGCAUCUCCUGAUAUGGGGUGUCCAGGAAGAAGGCCUUUUUCGUGUUAGCGGACGUGCCUCCCACAUUGCGAAGUUGCGCUCGGAGUUCGAUACUGGUUCCGACUGGGAUAUGCGCAGUUGCUCGCCGGGAGAUCUCGAUCCUCAUGCAGUGGCGUCCGUCUUCAAGGCUUUUUUGCGUGAACUCCCUGAGCCCAUCCUCACUCGUGAUCUCAUCCCGUACUUCGAGGCUGCGCUCGCUCAGGAGGCCGAUGCGAGCACCAAGGAGGCAGCGCUAUUCGCAGCCAACAAGGGACCAUCGGACCCGCGGAGACACCCUGGUCUUCGCAAGCCGCCCUCGCUCUCGACGUUGGCGAUGCCCAAGCUCACUGGCAUGCGUCCUGCGUCGAAGCCGCUCACAAAAGUUCUGCGGUCUCUUAUAGCGCAAUUGCCGGUUGAGAAUAGGGACGUGCUCCGCACUGUCGUUGACCUUAUCAAGGCGACCGACAAGGCAAGCAAGGACACGAAGAUGCCGCUCAGCAACUUGCUCCUCGUGUUCUGCCCCAGUCUCAAUAUGAACCCGCCUCUACUCAAGGUUCUAUGCGAGACGGAGAGCAUCUGGGAGCCGCCGUCGCCUGAAGAAGGCCCCGUCCUGGAUAUUAAACGGCCCAGCCUCGAGCAGGAUGCUUCGUCGGACAACGCCGACAUGUCCGAUAUGGAUGGCUUGUCAAGCAAUGAGGACGUAUCCAGCUUGGGUCCGGGUCGCCCGCGCAACGGCUCCCUGGCCGAGUCAGCUUCGACGCAAAAUGAAUCGUUGAGUGGCUCAGAGCGUAUGCCACCCUUCAGGGGCAACGCUUCGUCUCCACCGUUCUCCUCGUCCGCCGAAUCCUUGAUCACUCCGUCCACUUCUUCAGUUGCUCCAUCCUUCGAUAGCCUUCCAAACCCGCACGAUAACGUGCCGACGAAGCCGUGCGCCGAAGGUGCGCCUUCGCUAGGUGACGAAGAUGAUGUAUCGUCCUGUAUCCCUAUUCCCGUCUCCCCAAAGCCUCUUAGACCUGUCAAUGGCCCCGUCCAGUUCCCGACAACCAGCACACCACCCACUCCCUUGGGCUCGAAGCGUUCAGUCCCAUCCUUGGUCACGCAGAACCACUCCAUGGAGCAGGAUCCCCCACGGUCCGGCACGCCAGUAUCGCCUGUGUCGUCCCCGAGACGCAUGAAGAAGCCGUCGUUGACGCUGCUGUUCAAGCGCUCCGCGUCGCCUCUAGUCGGUACACGCCCUGUUAUCUCGGGGCCGUAUCUGCAGUCGCCGAGGGCCUCGUCGGAGACCUCGCUGACCUCGCCGCGGGCUGCCACUCCUCCCGUUACCCAGGAGGCCCCUCCGGUGCUCGAUACCGAGCUGCCGUCGUCACCUUUGCGCCUCGGUAUGGGCCUUGACCCGGAGUCGCCCAAGAAGUCUUCCGAUAUUCCUCGCGAGCAAGGCCUUAGGCUCGAGGAACACUCACCUAUACCCGCUACACCACCUCCGGGCGAAACACCCAUCGCCGAUAAAUAUUCUUCGUCCGCGUCGUCGUCAACCCAUUCCCUGAGCGCCACGGCUCAGUCGCCGCCAUCUCACCUGCGGACGAAGCCGACGCUCAGGUCCCAGCGUAACCCAUCAACAUCCUCGCAGAACCAUCUUGGCCCAGGCUUGCUGGAUGACGAGCACGAGGAGGAUUGGACGCAGAGCGUCUUGCUUGCGAGUGGAUGGAACGUCCAGAAGGAGGAUGCGUGAGGAUUUCCGGUACGAUCCUUCACUUGGGGCGGACUCGCAUCCCAUAGUAGAGCUGGACGCUCACUAUCUGUCUGCAGCAUAUACCUUACGCACGAUGUGGUGUAUAAUCUACCAUUCCGUCCGAAGUACACGCGGCUUGGAUUUGUUCUCGUUCGCUCUAAUCUAUGCGCUUUCAAUUUCGACUAUCUAUUCUUCGACGUAUGGAAUGGACAUAGGAUCCAACCCUUGGCUGUGCUAUUGCGUUUGUAUACUGUGUUUACGAAGAGCUUUUUCUAAUCACUGACAGUCGUUACAAGUCUUCCGAAUUUCCUUUGGAUACCACCUCAGAAUAACGAAGUUGAUGAUGAUGUACGGCUUU
Schizophyllum commune H4-8 is the source of this 4562-nucleotide messenger RNA. RefSeq names its product RhoGAP-domain-containing protein. Gene Ontology annotation, biological process: small GTPase-mediated signal transduction. Gene Ontology annotation, molecular function: GTPase activator activity; small GTPase binding. The transcript has 6 exons. The coding region runs from base 368 to 4204 and encodes 1278 amino acids. The record is from RefSeq and is a predicted model, not a curated record. Lineage: Eukaryota; Fungi; Basidiomycota; Agaricomycetes; Agaricales; Schizophyllaceae.